Spodoptera litura is the source of this 1197-nucleotide messenger RNA. RefSeq lists its product as uncharacterized. The record is from RefSeq and is a predicted model, not a curated record. Gene Ontology annotation, molecular function: DNA binding. Lineage: Eukaryota; Metazoa; Arthropoda; Insecta; Lepidoptera; Noctuidae.
UUUGUGGUGUGUGUACUAGCUGUAGGAAGGUGGGAUGGUAGACGCAACCGUCCGGUCCCAGACGCCGUCUGGCUGGAGCAACACCGACGCGCCUUGCCCUUCGUCAUCAAACGAGAGAACGAACGAGGAGCCGCCGCACCUAGACUUAUAAAGUUGGGUGAGGGCGUGGAGAUACGCGAGGAGCUGUUGCGCGGCGUGAAGUGGGGCGACUACCGCAAGGUGACGCGCGGGCUGGCGGCGGCGCUGUUCUCGCCCAUCGAGCUGGCGACGUGCUCGGUGACGGGGCAGCGCUGGUCGCGCGCGGGGCAGGAGUCGCGCCCCACCAAGCCGCCGCUGGACCGGCGCCGCGUGCACGCGCUCAUCUCCUACGUCAGCCGACACUUCCCCGACGUCGAGGUCAGCAGGAUCAAGCAGGUGCUCGCCUACAAGUGCAAGGAGAACUGCGCCGCGCUCAGGAUGAGGACCGCCAGGCUGUCGAACUGUUUCAGCGAUUCGACCAAUUACUUGCUGAGCGCGGCCGCGCGGCCUCCUCCCUGCGACGUCGACGCGCCCGGCGGGAGUGCGCGCUCCUCCUACUCUAACUACGAUGCCUCGAAAGGCCCAGGCGGAGGAGGCGCGGGGUCUGGCGCGGGCGAGUACUCGCGGGGCGCGGGGGCGGGGGGCGCGGGCGCGGAGGAGGAUGGCGAAGCGCAGUGAUGGUCGCGGUGUUGCAUAUCAAUUUCAUAAUCUUGUUAUUUUUUACCAAAAAAAGAAGAGAAAAUAAAGAUACUCGUCGCUCUCGAGGCGCGUUCGUAGGUCGCGGCGCGCCGGCUCGGUCGCGGACGGGCUCCCGUCGAUCGUUUGGAAAGAUUUAUAUUUAUUUGCGCGGCGACGCGACCACGAACGACGACGGUGAGUUGCCCGUGUAAAAUAUUCAUAUUUAUUUAGGUGAUAUUUUUCUAUUGGCUACUGAUAAGAUUUUAUCUCGUUAUGUAUCUGCCGGCCGCGCCGGGGAUGCAUUGUCGUUUGUAAGGAAGGGGAGUGGAGUCGUGCCCGAAGCUCUAGCAAUAAUUUAUCAGGUUCCUAAGACAUGUUUUGUAGUUAGAUUCUAUUUGCACCAAUUUUCGCAAACACUGCCGCUUUAUUUCUAAAUUUUUUACCCGACUGCCAAAGAAGGAGGGUAAUGUUUUUCGAGUGUAUGUAAGUAUGUAUGUAUGU